AUGUCUACUAACGCAAAAGCUGAGACUACAGAUAGACCACAUCGCAAAUUAGCACUUGUAAUUGGUAUUGGCGAAUAUGAGGAUUGUAAAUUAGAAAACUCAGAAAAUGACGCACAUGAUCUGUCAUAUGCACUUGAGAGUAUCGGCUUUAUUGUUACGAAGACACUAAAUCCCAAACGUAAUGAGCUGAAACAUAUCCUUAUUGAUUUUGAAGAAUCAGUACAAGCUGGAGACAUGAUAUUAUUUUAUUUUAGUGGUAACGGUGUACAAUGGGAAGUAAGUGCCACAGUCUUUUGA
Messenger RNA from Rotaria sp. Silwood2, 297 nucleotides. The record is from the annotation of a GenBank genome assembly. Lineage: Eukaryota; Metazoa; Rotifera; Eurotatoria; Philodinida; Philodinidae.